This is a messenger RNA of Scleropages formosus (Asian bonytongue), 3499 nucleotides long. RefSeq names its product transmembrane protein 74B (gene tmem74b). The coding region runs from base 1614 to 2348 and encodes 244 amino acids. NCBI's taxonomy places the organism in Eukaryota, Metazoa, Chordata, Actinopteri, Osteoglossiformes, Osteoglossidae. The transcript has 2 exons. The record is from RefSeq and is a predicted model, not a curated record.
CACAGUUGGCAUCGUACCACAUAGUUUGCCUUGUAAACGUACGAAAUGAAAUGUGUAAGAAGCUGAUUAACCUGGGGGUGUAAGAUUUACCGUAAAUAACUUGAGUAAACAGACACUUUCACAAGCAUCAUGACACCUGCAUCGGGGGCUUAUCAGCUGUAGCGUCGUUUUCCACCCAUAGGGGGCAGUCUUCCGCAGACACGAUCGCCAGGGGUUCUGGGUUGUAUUUCUGUAAGAGCACUUGUGCAGGACCUUUCAACACGAUCUUUCUGACACGAUGCCCAGAAUGGAGUGACGGGAACCUUUUACACACCCUAUUUUCACACAUGGCAAGAGGUCUGGGGGGCAGCAGGUGGUGCGGGGCUGGCUUCAGGGCAGUAACCUGCUGGUGUUCUGAUCGGCCUCGGCUCUGAACGCCCCUCCUGCUGUGUUGUUCUUAAUCAAGGGUCUCCCUCCCGGCAGCAUCAUCAUCCCGCAUCCCUUCAGCUCUGCCUCUGCUGCUCUGCUGUCAGCAUCAGCACCGACGACGACCAGCGCGCCGCACGGUCAGCACCACCCGCAGCCGCAGGUGAGCCCGCACCUUCUCGCUUUCGCCGUUCCGUUUUCGCCGCAUUACGGCGCGAUUUCCGCCUCUUCGCUCAUCUCUCGUUUCUCGUUAAAUGCGCGCGGAUCGUCCACAAUGUCCGCGCGAGCGCCGAAAGCGCGGCGGUAAAUCGGGAUCAAGGUCAUCCUGGGGGGGUUUUAUCGCCUUGCUGUGAGGUCUGGGUGACGGGGGACAAAAAAAAAAAAAUCCGCGCAUUACGAGGCGUUUGACGCGAUUACGUUUCGCGGAUAAUUUCGGUGAAGUUUUCAAUGCGGGUUCGCACGCGCGCGCUCCGAGGGUUAGAGGUGUGCGAUCGCCGGGCGCGCGCUCCCUCCCGCCCGUUAACUCGGCAUUCGCUGCGCUUCGUGAUGCGAUCCUGCGGACCGUGCGGCCAUGGUCGUCGCUGAAGGGGGUCCGAGGGCUUGUAGCACACGGCUCGUGACAGCGGGAGACCUGGGCUGGGGGGUAACGGAGGUGUAACGGGGGGACGUGAUGGACGCGGUCACGGUAAACUGCUACAGCCGAGCCGAGCGUCUGUAUUGCAGCCAGAGCGCUCUUAGUUCCAUACACUGCACGGAUAAAAGCGAUCCAAUAUACUGGGAACGUUAAAAAAAAGGAAAAAGACAUCUUGUGUAUUGAUACAUAAAAUAAACGCAAAAAAGUGACCGCUGCUGAAAGAGAGAGGGGACGGAGCUGUACCUAUGAUCCUGAUGUGUCUUCAGGAGUGAGAUGGUGAGACACGCAGCGCUGCUCCUCGGCAGACAAGGUUAAUGAACUGUCGGGAAGAGCAGGACGGACCUUCAGCACCAUGUGCCUCCUGCUUCCUUUCGCACUGCAACACCGAUUUCAAAUAUAGCAGGAAAGAAAUUGGGUUCAGUCCCUCAGAACUGUGUCAGCUCUUACGUUGGAGUGUGGUCGACUUUGCGUUUGCCCACUGCCGCUGUGUGAUCUGCUUUUUUAGGCUUUGGUCCAUGGAGGAAUGAAGGACGGGAGUUUGUUUCCACGGAAUGACUAGAUCAGGGGUCUUUCGAUGGAGUCCUUGAAUGCUGUUGAGCUCCGUGAUUUGGGGAAGCAGAAGAAGCGUGCGCGCACACGACAGGUGUCGAGCCCCCCGGACGGGGUCCAGGCGGCGCCCGGGACGGCAGCUCGCCUCGGUAUUGAAAAUGCCUCCUACCAGGACGAGGAGCAGGAGACGGGCUUUACCGGAAGCUCGGCCCGCCCGGGGGAGACGACGCCAAAUAACCAGGACUAUUCAUCGCACCCGCAGCACCUGCAGAGGGACAUUCCCUCACCCAGGUCCGACGAGGAGCCGGAGGCGGAUGCCGCUCACCAGUCGGUCGACUACGGAUUCAUUUUUGCCCUGGUGUUCUUGGUGAGCGGCAUCGUCCUUGUGGUGAUCGCCUACACCAUCCCCCGUGAGGCCAAGGUCAACCCGGACAUGGUGACAGCCAGACAGAUGGAAAAGCUGGAGAUGUACUACGCGCAGCUGGGCUCGCACCUCGACAAGUGCAUCAUCGCGGGACUGGGCCUGCUGACUCUGGGGGGGAUGCUGCUGUCCGUGCUGCUGAUGGUCUCGAUCUGCAAAGGCGAGCUCUACCGCAGGAGGACUUUCGCAGUGUACAGAGGACCCAGGAAGACGUACGGAUCUAUAAACCUGCGCAUGAGACAGCUGGAUGGCGAAGGGAGGGACUCUCUGGUGGAGUGCGACCCCAGCGCAAGCGGUGGCUCCGCUGUCCCUGUCGUGAUCGCCGAGGAGACAGGAUAAGCCGAACGCUGCUUCGGCACAGCGGCAACAGCACAACUCCUCCGGCAGCACAGCUCAAAGCUGGGUGUUGAAGGGCUCGAAAGAAGAAUAAAGUGAAGGAAACCACGGCUCUGACAUGAAACGGACUUUCGAAAGGGACUCUCUAGUAUAGGUUAACUCACUCCUGCCUCAGCCCGGUACUCCCAAAGACACACGCACCCACACACACGACAGCUUUCACCGUACAAAUUCCGGAGGACUUUGUACGAAGCACAACGAGCACUCUGGCUGAAGUUAUGGUAUGAUUGAAAAUGCUGCAAAUAGAUUGCUACUUGCUGCUUUCUCAAGAAGUGAGAGUACGUCAGUAUACAGCAUUGUAUCUCACAUUAUGUAUAUGGGCAAAUGUUCAAUAGUCCAUGUUUCGUUAUUAUGUAAAGUUACGAUAUGCCUUAAAGGAAAAAAAAUAACAAAUCCACUGCGUAAAAUGUCUGAAGCAAGGAAUAUAUUUCCCACAUUAAAGUCUGACGACGCUGGGCUCUGGCAUUUGCUUUUGUAACGCCAAGAAAUAACCUAUAUUUAAAUGUAGCAUCACCCUGGAAUCUCUUCAGAACCAGCAGGUUUUUUUGUUACGCCGUCAUGACAUGUUUAGCAAGACGACGUCAAGUCUCUAGCGGGCCGCUCGAAUAUUACGGCAGGGUGACCUUCGUUCACAUUCUUUCUCUCCAGUGCCCUAAAAGCGAGGGAAGAUUCGGUUUCACCACAACAGCGUCUCUGGAUCUAGUGCAGAAAUUAGGGCUGGAGACGGCGCGGCCUCCGAAACCACGGUGCGUUUAGGAAAUAUGAAAAAGACACCAUCACAGAGUCAAGAACAAGGACUAAUGCUUCCACCGUACUUACAUAACAUGAACCUUCUCCUUACAGCCUAUGCAUCACAAUAAAGGGAACCUUUUAAGCAUCUUUGGAACUUUUUAGUGGUUAGGAAUACUGAAAGCCUCUGAUAAAGAUGUUGCUGGGCUUCGUUACACAUUGAAAAAAGCAACAGUCUAAGCGAUACAGUGUACACAUAAAUAUAAUGCCUAACCAGACCGGCUUAAUCUUACUUAAAUAAGACAAAAGUGCAUAUGUUGAGGGUGGCAUGGUGGCGCAGUGGGAUGGCCCAGGUCCUGCUCUCC